Molecule: messenger RNA, 2493 nt
Organism: Cuscuta campestris
Lineage: Eukaryota; Viridiplantae; Streptophyta; Magnoliopsida; Solanales; Convolvulaceae
Source: the annotation of a GenBank genome assembly
AAUGAUUUGAAAACAAAGUCUGGACCCCUCAAAUUAAAGAGCUCGUCCAGAAUUCCUAAACAAGCACUAGAAGACAAACUGAGUAAAGUUCUACAGUCCAGAAUUCUUGAACAACAGCUAGAAGACGGAUUCUGUGGAAAAAGGAAUCCCUCCUCAAACAAUUGGAUUAACGAGAAGCGAUCAUAAUGGUGAACAAUAUGGAUCAUGGUUUGCCCAAGUUUUCUCUUCUAGGUUAUGAUGAUUGGAAGAUCAUGAUGGAAGCACACCUUUACGCCCUACAUGAUUGCAUGUGGAUGGUGCUUGAGGAUGGACCCUUGAAAAUCCAAAUGGAGAACCCUGAGAGGAAUCCAGCCAAUCCUGAUGUUGUUCAGUACAUUCCAAAGCCCAAGGAGAAAUGGGAUGAUAGAGAUUGUCUUGGGAAGCUGUGUGAGGGAUCGGAGGACCUGAGAAAGCAGAAGAUAGAAGUCCUGCUUGAAAAGUUCAAAAGCUUCAAAAUGCUUUCCGGAGAAUCAUUUGAUAUGUUGGAUGAAAGAUUCCACAAAAUCUUAAAUGAUCUUGCAUCACUUAACCACAUUCUUUCUCCCAAAGAAAAGAAUGUAAGGUUACUGAGAUCUCUUCCAACUGAGUGGUACACCAAAGCCACAGCCAUGGAAGAAGGAAGAAACCUGGAGAACUACACUGUCCAAGGUCUCCUUGAUGAGCUCAGAACCUAUGAGCAUGAGCUGAUGAAGAAGAAGGAAAAACAAGUCACUCCCUUCCCCAAGGCAUUGAUGACAACUCCCAGAGUCCCACCGAGUGAAGGGACAUGCCCAAGGAACUGUGACACACCUUCCUCCAGCCAGCCGUCAAGCUCAAGAAUGGAGAACUAUGAUGAGGAAUUUUCCAUGAUGGUCAAACAAUUCCGGAAGUUCAAGAAGAAACCUGGUCACUGGAAGUCAGCGUGCCCGUACCCAAAGGUGGAGAAGUACGGAGAAAGAGAAAGGAACGAAAAGAAGAGGAAAGCAAUGGUUGCAGCUGAAAGUGACGAGUCAUCCAGCUCAAUCUGGGAUGAAGAAGCCCUCGUCUGCAUGGAGCGCAGAGCUGAGAAGUCCAACCAUGAGGAUCGGUGGACUAUGUCAGAAGAUGACACUCUCUGUCUUAUGGCCAAAGAUGAUGCCGAACAAGAGGUAACCUCUCAAACCUCCUGUUCAUCUUCUUAUGAAGGCGUACCAACUUCUGAAAGUCUUUUUGAAAAGUUCAAAAAGAUGAUGAAAGAUUUUGAGGAAAUAAAUCUCAAACACUCAUCCUUAACAGAGGAGAACAAGCUACUGAGUGAAGAGAAUCUCAAGUUGACUGAAGGUCGGAAAAGUCAACUAGAUGAGAUCACUCAACUCAAGACUGAAAAUAAAUCUCUCUCUGAAAAGGUGAAAUCCCUAAACAAGGAGCUUGGGAUAGUUAAGUCCAAAGAAGCAGUGGAUAAGCUUCUUGAAGCGACCAAACAAAAGGGUCGUGAAGGACUUGGGUUUGACCCCUCCAGUUCCAAAAGGAAAGGGAGAAUAACUUUUAUCCCUCCUAAACCUACUGCCAAAUCCAAUAAGCAGAAAGGAAAGGAAAAGGAGAAACCCACAGAAAUUUCCAAAAAGAGAGAGGUCGCCGGAGUUGAGAGCUUUUGUCGCCGGAUAAUCGUCAAAACCUCCCUUACGUUACAAUACAAGGAUGAAGAAAUCAAUGAAGGAGAUAGAAUGAAGCCUACGGAUUUCAUUCCAUUCGGAAGUCUACCACUGAAGACUUCACAAAGAAAUCCGGAUUCAGACGGUGCUGAGCCUACCGGAAAUCUCGGCCAGCCUUCCAUUAUUCCGGAUCACUCAAAGAGCGACAAUUCCGGAAAAGGCGACCUAGUGCCAAUCCAUCUGGAAUUACCAACAAAGUCUGUUCUUCAACCAGAAGCUGAACUAGAUCAACCAGUCAACCCUAAUCAACACAAUCUUCGUUGGUUAAGGGAUCAUCCUCCCCAACAAGUCAUUGGAGAUAUUCAAUCGGCUUUUGACCUCCAUUCGGGUGUGAGACUCCGCAGGAUUUUCCUCACAAGAUCCUUGUUGGUGUAGGUCUUUUUGAGAGCAUGAAGAUCGUUGAUGAUCUUUGAGAACCGGUCGAACAUGUCAUCAAUUUUCUCACCUUCUUUCAUCCGGAACAUCUCGUACUCUUAGGUGAGAAAGUCGAUCUUGGCUUCGCGAACUUGAUCGGUACCUUCGUACGUCACUUCAAGCUUGUCCCACAUCUCCUUGGCGGUUGUGCAACAGGAGAUCUUUCGGUAGUCAUCGGGGUUGACCGCGCAAUAUAGCAUAUUGAUGGCCUUUGCAUAGUUUUCGAUCUUCUUGAUGUCCUCGGCAUCAAAUUCGUUUUCGGUCUUUGGGACCGUGGUUUCUCCCACUUUCUUCAUAGGGAUUUCUUCGCCAUUUUUGAUCACCAACCACAAUUGGAAGUUGGUGGAACGAAUAUAGAUUCUCAUCCGUU